AUGGAUUCUCUCAUUGCAGCAAACUCCAAAUUUUGCUUUGAUCUUUUUCAAGAAAUAAGCAAAAAUGAUGGUGCUAAGAACAUUUUCUUCUGUCCUCUGAGCCUCUCAGCCGCCCUUGGCAUGGUCCGUCUGGGGGCCAGAAGUGAUAGUGCACAUCAGAUCGACCGGGUACUCCACUUUGAUGAACUUUCCCAGGAGAAAACCAAAGCACCGGAUCCCUGUCUGAAAUACAAGGAGCAGGAGGUGGAGUCUUCAAAGGAUGGGAAUGAACUUCUCAGUUGCUACUUUGGGCAGCUUCUCUCCAAACUAGAUAGGAUCAAAUCUGAUUACACCCUGAGUAUUGCUAACAGGCUUUAUGGAGAGCAGGAAUUUCCAAUCUGUCCGGCAUACCUCGAUGGUGUGAUUCAAUUUUAUCACACAACGAUUGAAAGUAUAGACUUCCGGAAAGACACUGAAAAGUCUAGACAAAAGAUUAACUUCUGGGUUGAAUCUCAAUCCCAAGGUAAAAUCAAGGAACUCUUCAGCAAGAAUACCAUUAACAAUGGGACUGUCCUGGUGCUGGUGAAUGCUGUUUACUUCAAGGCCAAAUGGGAAAAAUACUUUGAAGUUGGAAACACAGUUGAUGCACCUUUCUCUUUAAGCGAGAAUGAGAAGAAGACUGUGAAGAUGAUGAAUCAAAAGGGUAUGUUUAAAAUGGGCUUCAUAGAGGAGGUGAAUGCACAGAUCCUUGAAAUGCCGUAUACCAAGGACAAGCUCAGCAUGUUUGUUCUCCUGCCAUCUCCCUCUGCAGAUAACCUGAAGGGCCUACAGGAGCUUGAAAGAAACAUCACUUAUGAAAAAAUAGUGGCCUGGAGCAGUCCAGAAUAUAUGUCAGAAAAAAGAGUAGCUGUCUCCUUUCCCCAAUUCACCCUGGAAGAUAGCUAUGAUCUCAACUCUAUUCUCCAAGACAUGGGCAUCACGGAUGUCUUCGAUGAAAAGAAGGCUGAUCUUACUGGAAUCUCUCCACAUCCCAGUUUGUAUUUGUCAAAAGUUGUCCAUAAAACCUUUGUGGAGGUGGAUGAAGAUGGCACCCAGGCAGUUGGAGCCAGUGGGGCUGUGGGCAGUGUAAUGUCUGCACCAUCCUGGGAGACCUUUAAUGCCGAUCACCCUUUUCUAUUUUUCAUCAGACACAACAAAAACCAGACCAUUUUCUUCUAUGGCAGGGUCUGCUCUCCCUGA
Molecule: messenger RNA, 1218 nt
Organism: Pipistrellus nathusii (Nathusius's pipistrelle)
Lineage: Eukaryota; Metazoa; Chordata; Mammalia; Chiroptera; Vespertilionidae
Source: the annotation of a GenBank genome assembly